Messenger RNA from Oryza sativa Japonica Group (Japanese rice), 2132 nucleotides. Lineage: Eukaryota; Viridiplantae; Streptophyta; Magnoliopsida; Poales; Poaceae. The record is from RefSeq and is a predicted model, not a curated record.
CCGACGCCAUCGAAACGAAACGGGACAUCACCUUUGUACUAGAGUCGUUGACAACGCCAAGCCACACCAGUCAGCGAGCCACCAUCCACCACAGGCCCACACCCAACGCUCCGCCGCCUCCUGCGCGCGGCGUCGUCGGCGGCGGCGGAGCGAUGCGGCAGGAGAGGCGGCUGUACAGCCUCCUCGGCCUCCUCCUCCUCCUCGCCGUCGUCUACCUCACCUGGUUCCCGACGACCCACGACGGCGGCGGGGGCGGUGGUGGGGGGUGGGUCAAGCUGCCGGUGCCGUGGCUCCAGCCGCGGAUGCCCUUCGCGGCGCGCCGCGGCACCCACUUCGUCGACGCCGACACGGGGUCGCCGCUCUACGUCAACGGCUGGAACUCCUACUGGCUCCUCCCCGCGCGGUCCCCGGCGCUCGCCGCCGAGAUGCUGCGCCGGGGACGCCGGAUGGGGCUCUCCGUCUGCCGCACCUGGGCGUUCAGCGACGGCGGCCCCGGCGCGCUCCAGAUCUCCCCCGGCCGCUUCAGCGAGGCCGUCUUCCAGGUAUUGGAUUAUGUCAUAUAUGAAGCCCGGAGAAAUCAUAUUAGAUUGAUUCUUUGCCUUGUGAACAACCUCGAUAACCUUGGAGGGAAGGCUCAAUAUGUCCAGUGGGCACAAGCAGCUGGAGCUAAUAUGACAAAUUCAACUGAUUCUUUUUAUUCACAUCCAACUAUUAAGCGUUACUACAAGGAUUAUGUGAAGGCAAUAUUGACCAGAAGAAACUCUUACAGUCGAAUAAGAUACUCUGAUGAACCUGCUAUAUUUGCUUGGGAACUCAUGAAUGAGCCUAGGUGUGUGUCCAACUCAUCUGGCCCCUACCUUCAGGCUUGGAUUGCAGAGAUGGCUGCAUAUGUAAAAAGUUUGGACACUAAUCAUCUAGUUACAGUUGGAACUGAAGGGUUUUAUGGUCCUGGAAUAGCUGAAAGACUGGGUGUUAAUCCCGGGGAAUGGGCAGCUUCACUUUGCUCAGACUUCAUACAAAACUCAGCAGUUGAACAUAUUGAUUUUGCUUCUGUUCAUGCUUAUCCCGAUAGCUGGUUACCAAGGGCAAGCUUGGAAGAAAAAGUCAGAUAUCUUUCCAAUUGGGUUGAUUCACACCUGAAUGACAGUGAACAAAUCUUGAAAAAACCUGUCCUAUUUACAGAAGUAGGCUACCUCCAGCAUUCAGAUGCAAACAGUAACAGCACAGUUGAUAGAGACAUUAUUCUAAGAAUUGUUUAUGAUAAAAUCUAUGAUUCGGCAAGAAAGCUGCAGGCGGGUAGUGGUGCUCUUAUCUGGCAGUUGAUGGUUGAAGGAACACACAUGUAUGGUGAUAAUUUCUCCGUUGUGGCACGGGAUCGUCCCUCGACUUAUAGUUUGAUAACCAAUCAGUCAUGUCGUUUGCAAAGGCUGUAUGGAGAAGGAGACCCUGGGUGGCAAUGCUCAAUACCACCCUAAAGACUGCUGCUACUGGUACAGAAAAUUCCCGUUCUAUAAAACACAAACUCUUUUUGCAGCAUCAUUCGAGAAGCAAACCAUGGACAGAGAAGCCUGUAUAGUAAACAUGCUGUCGAGUGCUGAUAGCUUGAGUGACAGACUGCCAGUAGAGAAUCAACUUCAAGUUUUCAACAACGGCAGGGAGGCAGUUCUUUGCCGGUGGCUAUUGAAUCUCAACAUGGUAAUGAUAUAUAUUCACAUGGUUUAGCAGUAUUCUUGAUUCUCGACCACAUUUUUAUGGCCGUCAGCAAUAUAUAUCCCUAUAAACGAUUCUCUCAAGGUGCAUAUUAAACUUAAUUUGCUCAUAGUCAGUCACAGGAAUAGCAAGGGUAGUUUUAGAAACGUUUCUGUAUUGGCCAUAUGAGGCCAAUCAUGACGUUUUAUUCGUUGUUUUUUUUCACGGCAUUCUGUGGUUGCAUUGCGCGUGAACAAAAACAUGUUUUGUAACCCUGUAUUAGUAUGCGCUAUAUGCGGUGCAAGAUAUGAUCCCGAUUCUCGAGACCAGAAGUAUACGUGACUUUGGCAGGGUAGAUUCAGUUAUAAAUUACAUAGUUUGUUGGAAAAAAAAAACCUUACCAAUUAUGGUAAGACAAAGGAAUAAUACGCUAGUUCUUCGUU